AUGGAGGUCAUUCCAGCUCCCUUGACAUGCCAGCAGAGGCCAGUCGACUGCAUCCGUACGCGGACCUGCUUCAUCGUCGACCAACGCCUAGACGAAGGCGCGCUGCAGAAAGCCCUUGAUCAGCUCAUUCGACAUCACUGGAGGAAGCUGGGCGCGCGACUGGUCCCUCGCCCCACGGACAAGCUGCUGGAAUACCACAUCCCAGAGACCUUUGCCGCCGAGUACACGCUCUUCCACUGGAGCUCGUCCGAAGAUGAGGAGGCGUUCCGGCGCAGCGCGUCCAUCCUUGACGUUCCUUCCGGGGACCAUGUGUGUUUCCUUGCGGAUGAAGCUGAAGUGGACCAAAUCUUCAUGCCGUCGCAGUGGCCACUUCUUCACAAAGCCGAGGAUCCCUUUCUCUACGUCCACAUCACCUUUUCUCGUAAUGCGACCGCGAUCGCGACCAGUCUUCCUCACGCCAUCGCCGAUCAGGGCGGACUGGCCGCCAUCGUGAAAGCGUGGCUCGGUCUGCUCGAAGGCAGAGAACCUCCGCCCAUGGUCGGGUACGCAGACGACGUGCUGGGUGAGCUCAAGCCCUACGCCGAGUGGCCACAGGAGGAGGUGUAUCGAGUGGGACGGGCAAAAGUCAGAGCGCGUUUCGAACGGUUCCGUGUCAUUCUGGGCUUUAUUUCGAAUUUCAUCACCUACAGGCAGGACACGUCGAGCAUCCUGUUUCUCUCCCGCUCGCUUAUCAAGACACUGCGCGAACGGCACUCGAAGCUCCUCGAGGACAAGUACGGCCGCACUCCGGGCAUCAGCGACGGCGACAUUAUCACCGCUAUAUUGACCAAGUUCUCUUGCAUCGUCCAGGCGAAACCUCGCACCAUUUGCCUGUCCCAGGCCGUGAACCUCCGCGGCCGCCAUCCCAACCUAUUGGACGGUAAGACCGACGCCUGGAUUCAUAACGGCAUCCAUGCCGCCACGGCACGCUUUCGGAUCGAUCCAUCGACUUCUGUGGGCGAGAUCGCCUACCAGAACCGACUGGCCAUCGACGUGGCCGAGGACGAGAGAGACAUGGAGAUCGGCACGGUUGUGACGCGAGAGAUGGUGCGACGUGGACAAUCCAUCCAUGUCUGCGAGCCGUGGGACACGUCCUACUUUGUCUCCAACUGGUGCGGGAUCUGGCGAGGGCUGGACUUUGGCGGCGCUGUCCAUGGAGAGAAGGGUGGUGCCGCGCCUGAUUUCCUGGUCAUCGGCCGUGGAACGAAGCCGGGUUCGCCCCUACGGUUUUCCGCGAGUAUCAUGCACAGGAACGACAAGGGUUACUACUGCGACUUUGCUGCCCCAGUCCAGGGAAUGGCGUUGAUCAAGUCAUAUCUAGAAAAGGAUCCUAUGCUGGAGCACUUUUGA
This is a messenger RNA of Emericellopsis cladophorae, 1389 nucleotides long. RefSeq lists its product as uncharacterized. The record is from RefSeq and is a predicted model, not a curated record. Lineage: Eukaryota; Fungi; Ascomycota; Sordariomycetes; Hypocreales; Bionectriaceae. Bases 1 to 1389 code for a protein of 462 amino acids. The transcript is spliced from 4 exons.